UAAUAAUAAUCUGAGCGGGGCGGCCAUCUUGCCUGUGCUCGCCGAGGCAGGGAGAGAGUGGAAGUGAAGACGGAGGAGAACCGCAGCGGGAGGGAACAACACGCGGAUGUUUAUAUUUAGUCAGGCCGGGAUAAUUUACACGACGGGUCCACCGCCACCCUGAGGAGAAUCUGCCUGGUUCUGUCUGCGGUUUGUAGUUUUCCUCCUCGGGAUCCAGUGAGGAAACCCUCUCCCGUCAAACCAGUGGGACUGCUAGCUGGGUACCCAAGCUAACUGCUAGCCGGGCCAACUAGCUGUUCGAUGACCGAGCUGUGGUCAUCAGUGGCGAAUUGUGGGCUUCAGCCCCGCUCGGUAAAAUUGUGGCUGCUUGUGGAGGGCUGUUUUCCAGGCGCGGACUCUGAUCCAGGAUCAUACCACCAAGACGUCGUUCGGAGCCACGUCAUAUGUUUAUUUUACAUUAAAAAAAACACGUUAUGAACAUUUCGGGUUCAACUUUACCUUAAAUGUGACGGUCGGCCAAGAGAAAAGUGGAAGGUUUUUGUAAAUAAAAGGCGAAAUUUGGAGCGACUUUACCACCAACUAGCUACAGAUGGAGCUCCGCUUAAUCCCGCUUCGGAAAUUCACUAAAUCGGUGCAGAUCGAUGAAAAUGUCCUUUUUGAUGCCUGAGAAAAAGGCUGUGUUCCUGCUCCAGUUUGCACCUAGUUCGACUGUAAGCUGCCAAGUGUAUGACUGCCAGUGACUUUACCUUUAAUUACACAGUGAACCGGCACGCUCAGCUGUGUUUGAUCCCGAUGAAGAGACCUGAAAGUCAGAUGAUAUUACCUGAUUUGUCGGCAGUGCAGGCUGUUAGCAGAUCCUCUCUAGUCAGGCCUGUCCUCAGAUAAACGGGAUAUAUCUGCAGCUCCGUGGUCAAGAUUUAACUCAUUUCAUGGUGGUUAAAUGUGUCAUAUUUUAUCACGUUAAACCGUUAAGGCCAGAACUGUAAUAGGAGUCCAGACCGAGAAAUGCUGCAGGCUCUCGGUGUCCGCCACCAGUCCAAGAUAGUUUGAAGGGACGUUAAUCCUGGUUUUCUUCUUUUUGGAUUAUAACUACAGUAACGGAUUUCUGUCUUUGGAUCCACAAUGGGAUCAGCGACCAAACUGGCCUUCAGUGUGUUCCUCAUCUCCUGCUCCUCAGGUGCAAUCCUGGGUCGCUCAGAGACUCAGAAAUGUGUUCACUACAACUAUAGUCCUCCAUCAUCAUCCUCCUCCUCUUUGGCGUUGGAGGGACGGGGUAACGUCAGCGGGGUGGUGACCUGCUCCGGGGAGAAAGAUAAGAGGCUGCACUGCUUCGCCACCUGGAAGAACGUCUCAGGAGCUGUCCAGGUGGUCAAACAGGGCUGCUGGCUGGAUGAUGUCAACUGUUACGACAGGAGUGAGUGUGUGGAGAAGAAAGAUGCUCCUGAAGUCUUCUUCUGCUGCUGUGAAGGCAGUUUGUGUAACGACAAGUUCUUCUACAGCCCUGACAUUAUCGAGCCACCAAUACCCACAACAAACAAACCAGUGACGUCUCCGCCUCCAGUGCUAAAGACUCUGAUGUACUCACUGGUUCCCAUCAUGGCUGUCACUGCCAUCGUCCUCUUCUCGUUCUGGAUGUACCAACACCACAAACUAGCUUACCCACCUGUACUGGUGCCCACACAGGACCCUGGCCCCCUUCCCCCCUCCCCAAUCCUGGGCCAGAAGCCUCUGCAGUUGCUGGAAAUCAAAGCCAGGGGGCGCUUCGGCUGUGUGUGGAAGGCUCAGUUGCUCAGUGAAUAUGUCGCCGUCAAAAUCUUUCCCAUACAGGACAAACAGUCGUGGCAGAACGAGUUCGAGAUCUACAACCUGAAUGGGAUGAGACAUGAAAACCUGCUGCAGUUCAUUGGAGCUGAGAAGAGAGGAAGUAACGUGGACAUGGAGCUGUGGCUCAUCACCGCCUUCCACGAAAAGGGUUCUCUAACAGAUUACCUGAAGGCCAACGCUCUCUCCUGGUCUGAACUAUGUCUCAUUGCUCGGUCCAUGUCUCGAGGUCUUGCUUACCUGCACGAAGACAUACCUGGACACAAAGAUGGACACAAACCAGCCAUCGCCCACAGGGACUUUAAGAGUAAGAACGUCCUGCUGAAGUCCAACCUGACCGCCUGCAUUGCUGACUUCGGCCUCGCCCUCAGGUUUGAGGCAGGAAAAUCUCCAGGAGAUACCCACGGACAGGUGGGAACCAGGAGGUACAUGGCCCCGGAGGUCCUGGAGGGGGCCAUUAACUUCCAGAGAGAUGCCUUCUUGAGGAUCGACAUGUAUGCCCUGGGUCUGGUACUGUGGGAGCUUGCCUCGCGCUGCAAAGCUGCUGACGGUCCAGUUGACGAGUACAUGCUACCGUUUGAAGAGGAGGUGGGUCAGCAUCCGUCUCUGGAGGACAUGCAGGAGGUAGUGGUCCACAAGAAGCUGAGGCCGAUGCUCAGAGAGUGCUGGCAGAAACACGCUGGUCUGGCGUUGCUCUGUGAAACCAUCGAGGAGUGCUGGGACCACGAGGCCGAGGCUCGGCUGUCGGCCGGCUGCGUGGAGGAGCGAGUCGUGCAGAUGCAGCGACAGACGAGCGUCACGGCGCCUGAGGAGAUCGUCACAGUUGUCACCAUGGUAACCAACGUGGACUACCCGCCUAAAGAGUCGAGCCUAUGACCGGGCUCUGGACCAAUUAGGACGGAGCAAGGACUCGCUCAGUGAAAGCUCUGUCUCUGAUUGUGGGUCGAGCCAGUGACCACGUCAGUAGUCAGGUGACCUGCCAACAGGUGGCCUCCGGCUGCAGGUGAGUCUCAGACUGAUGAACGGCUCUGUAAACUGGAGGAAAACACGGCGGAGAGUCUCUCUGUCAUCAGUUCCUGUUUUUUACUACAAAAUAAGACUUUUUCUACGAUAAUGUGAGGAUGAAACAAUUUGUCUGAUUUCAGUAUAAAAAGGGCGACUUUAGUUUUUAGACACAUGCUGUUUGUUUCUCUGAAUGAUGUAAUGCCAAUAAGAAACAGCUUCUGAAUGUCUGUAUCACUGCUGUGUAUAUAUACAGAUUAUUAUUAUAUACAUACAUUUAGGUACUUAAGUAUUUGGACAGGGACAAAAUUUUCCUAAUUUUGCCUCUGUACACCACCAGAGUGGAUUUGAAACGAAGGAAUCCAUAUGUGAUGGGUGAGGUGUGGAUUUUCAGCUUUAAAUAAAGGGGUUUAACAAAAAUAUCACAUUAGCCGUUUAAGAAUUAUAGCCAUUUCUACACAUAGUCCUUCAUUUUAAGAAAAUUAAUUGGACAGUUAACUGACAAUCAGUUUCAUGUUCAGGUGUGGCCUGUUACUUCAUUAUUUCAUGACAAAUUAAGCAGAAAGAAAAUCGUGGGCGGAUUCCAAGUGUUGAAUUUGCAUUUGGUAGCCGUUCGUGGUUUCAAGACAUCGGGCAGUCAAUGACCACAAAGGAUUUUCAUCCAAAUAUUCAAAAUAGUCCUUAUAUGUAUAAUUAUGUUGGUUUGUCCGAUUACUUUUGAGCCUCUGAAAAUGAGGGACAAUGUAUAAAAAUGGCUGUAAUUCCUAAAUGGAUAAUGGGAUAUUUGAAUUAAAGCAGAAAGUCUACACUUCAGUCACAUCUUGAUGACUUUGUUUCAAAUCCGUUGUGGCGGUGAACAGAGGCAGAAUUAUGAAAACUGUGUCAUAGUGCAAAUACUUAGUCCUAACUGUAUACAGAUAUGUUGAGAGUCAGAGAGAAGAGUCUAAUCAUCAGGUUAUUGAUCGACACAGGAAGUCUCUCACAUCAAACAUACCAGGAUGUUUCUUUUCUUACCUCUGACGUUUGGUUCUUUAACAUCAGAGGAGAAACUGGAGUCGACCGUUUGAUUCUCUGGUACCAAACACUGACUGAUAUGGAAGAUUCAAACAUUUAAUUUAAAUAAAGUCAAAGAAAUAAAGAGAAGUGACACAUAGUCAUAUAUGGAAACUGAGGUAGGCCUUAUUUGCUCCUGUGGCAACAUAACUCAGUAACUUUGAUUAACAGGAGGAUUAUCUGUUGAAUUAUUUUCUGUUACCCAGUAGCAUUAACAAUAAAACAACAUCAAAUACAGUUAAAGACAGAAAACCCUGAGAAACUCUGAGAACACAUGUUGAUUAUUUUCAAUCUAUCAGUAGCAGUCAAGAUGGACCUUUUUUCACUGUCGUCACUGAAAAUAAUCAUUAGUUUCUGACCGAAUAACAUCUGUCAUGUUUGACUUUAUUUCUUAAUUUGACUUAUUUUUUUAACCUAAAUCUUCCAUUGAAUUCACUUUUAAAUCUGAAACUGAGAGAAAGCGACAAUCAAAACAUGAUUUUAUUUUUUUUAUAAAAUUGUCAAAACCGUGUCAAGUUCAUUCAGUCAUGUCAUCCAGUUUCUCCUCGUCAGAAACCAAAGAAUCAGAACCAGUCGAGCUGCUGAUCAAUAACAUUAAUAACUGAUCAGCCGUUUUCCCCUGAAAGAAUAAAACUAAACCACUGUUGA
Xiphias gladius (swordfish) is the source of this 4524-nucleotide messenger RNA. RefSeq names its product activin A receptor type 2Aa (gene acvr2aa). The coding region runs from base 1123 to 2697 and encodes 524 amino acids. NCBI's taxonomy places the organism in Eukaryota, Metazoa, Chordata, Actinopteri, Istiophoriformes, Xiphiidae. The record is from RefSeq and is a predicted model, not a curated record. Gene Ontology annotation, biological process: cellular response to growth factor stimulus; activin receptor signaling pathway; protein phosphorylation. Gene Ontology annotation, cellular component: plasma membrane; activin receptor complex. Gene Ontology annotation, molecular function: ATP binding; activin binding; activin receptor activity. The transcript has 11 exons.